UAUGUAUGUAUACAUUAAGUUUGUCAAACAAAAUUACAAUUGGUUAAGGUUACUUUAAGUAAACAGGUGAAGGUUGGUAAUACAAGUCAAGAAAAUUAAGUGUUAAUGAAACUAGGUUGGUAACAAAGGUGAUGAGUUGUCACAAACAGUUAUUAAAAGAAGUUAUGUAAUAAUAAUAUGAAUAGUUUGAUGAGUGAGUUUUACUCAGGAUGCACAUAGAAACAAAGUAGAUAAUACGAAAUUAUGUAAGAGUUCUAAAUGAAUACAAGAAUUAUAAGCAAUUACAGAACAGGCAAAAAAAAAAAAUUAAGUCAUCAAAAUAAAAAAAACUCAAAACAAAUCAAAACAUUGUUACCAUGAGAGUAGAAGUGGUUGAGUAAUCUUCUUUUAUAUACACAACUCCGGUUUUUCUAUGUGAAUGGCCAGAGCUUCAGCAAUACAAAGAAGACGAAACCGUAUUGCCUUUGAUAGGUUAUUCUUGACUCUGUAGAUUACUUUGAAGGAGGCGUCUGUUGAAAUGGAAUGAUCAGUGUUAACCAGGUGUUCAGUUAUCGCACUCCUUAUAGUAUCACUAUUGCCUUUUCGCAACCAUGCUGGAUAGUCUUCUUAAAUCCUCUUGGACAGGAUGCGCGUCGAACGACCGAUGUACCUGGCUCCACAGCAGCAGGUGAACUGGUAUAUGCACAUAGAAGUGGCCAGAUGCGGGAUCUUGUCCUUGAGGCUUCUGCAGAUCAGUGGGCGACUGGAGAACACUAUUCUUAGCGUUGCUGCAAAGAAUGUUCUUCUCAGAGAUGAUGUGAUCCUUCUCUUGAGAAUAUCGCUUGCUAAAUCUCCCUUGAAAUCCAAAUUCAUGUAGAGUUUCUUUUUAGGCGCAAUUAAAGUUUCGUUUCUCCGAAUUAUUGGUUUGAUAUUUUUGUCGAUGAAUCUUAUUGGGUAUCCAUUUUAGAUGAAAAUUUCUCUUAGAAUAUCUAAUUCUGUUUCCAGAACAUCGGGACUAUAGAUGCGUCGGACACUAAAUUAUACCGUUUUUCACUGAAGAUGUCACUUACCGUGUAGUCAGAUUCUUAUUGGCACUCAACUCACUGGCAUCUUCUCUGAUGUCUUACAACCAUGAAUUCAUUGUUUAUGUGGAAUAGGCUGUUUGCUUCACUUGUCUUUUGGGCUAUUCAGUCAUUCAUAAACACCGAGUAGUUAUUAAGUGAAGGGCUAUUUCCUUUAGGUUAACAAAGAUACCUCAGACAUUUCUUCCAGGAGUGCUUUACAACAGCAUACAGCAGUGGCUUUUAUAUCCCAAACAGCGCAGUAUGUUGAAAGGUCAGCUACACCCAUCGAGUCACCUUUUCAUCAAUUGGUAACCGGGCCCUACGUUGCUUACCUUUGGUGAUUGGAAAAGAGCCGGUGUUUUCAACUUAAUAUGGCUGCUAUGAAUGCUUACUGCUUUCAAGAUGACAAGGUUUUGAACACAAUUUAUUGUGGUUCAUAAUCAUAUAAAUUAUAAUCAUACCACUUUGAAGCCUGAGUUCUAUAGUUUCCUUUGCUUUUUUAUAUUUGUCUUAGGAGUAGUAGAGUUUUCCAGAUGCCUGGGGCAGGUGUCGAAUUCCUCCCAUUACACGUGUUUGCAUUUAAUUUGAUAAAUACAGCUUCCAUUAUGAAUCCUUCCCAUCCUAUUGUAUGGUGGUGUGUAACUGCGUUUAAUGCCGUCCCAUAUAUCUGGAAAAUUCGACUACCCUACAACAGAUAGCAGAGAAUAAAGAAAACUACAUAACUCAAUUUUCCAAGUCUUGUUAUUUUCAUGUAUAUGAUAAUAAUAAUAAUUAUUUACCUUAUUCCAAAAACAGUACUUGCGAUACAGAAUGGAAUUGUCAGCAUUAAAUUAUAACUUAUGAAUAAAAAUAUUCACACAGAAAAUUUUCCAUGUUUACAGUAGGGGUAAUGUCGAAAACAUGCAGCAUAUAAAAUGGAAAUAAUAAUAAUGAUAACAGCUAAGGUAAUGAUAAUAAUACAAGCGAAAAUUACCAUGGGCUUGUUUCACACAGUAUUGUCGAUGCGGUAUAGAAAUCCUAGCAUGUUUAAAAAUAUUGAAUAUAAUGUUCUGUUUACAUGAUAUGGUCAUAGAGAUAAGUUGGUGUUUGCAAUUCUGAGAGUAAAAAACAGAGAAGUAACAGGACCAUAAAUAUAAUACAAAUAAUAAAAGUAAAACUUGAAGGUAUAUAAGGAUGGAUGGAGGAAAUUGUUUAUUUACCAGAUGAAAAAAGGUUAGUUAAUUCUUGCCUGACACUAUUUUCAUCACAUAAAAUACGUGCCAAGUAUGGUAUCAUAGAAUUUUUAUACUUAGACGUGCGAGCAUACAGUUUUCUUCUUGUUCUACCUGAGGAGAUACAAAGUGAAAGCUGAGGGUAAAGUGGAUGCUCCAAGUCAGACAAAUCCCUUUAGCAAAUUUAUUGCACGAAGUCAAGUGCCUAUCAACAACGAUGUUAGCUAUGUGGUCCACUGGGACACCACUCACACUACUGACAGUCUUCACAGUCUUCACCACAAUAGAUUGUACUCGAAAACUUGUCAUCCAUUAAAUGAUACUGUUUCACUCACUUUGUGAUAUAUAUAAUGAACAAAUAAUUGUAGACGUAAACGGAUUUAAUUCUGCCUAAUUCAGUGACUACCUCGAUCCCCAGGAGUUGCACACAGGUAAACGCUCCGUAUCACCCUCCUUUUAACGAGAAGACUUAAAAUUGCAGGAGUUAGCCAGCCUAAACAUAACUCCGAAUUCUAAAAGGAGGUUAGUAAAAGCCUGCCAUGAACCAUCUCAGGGUGCAAGUAGUAGAAUGGUUAUUCUUAGAGUCACCCCUGAAAAACUGUUUGGCGUUAUACACACUAUGAGCUGAAUCCUGGACUUAAACAAUGAACGAAUUUUGUAACACAAUAACGGAAAAUUUCGAAAUGGAAAUUUCGCCCUACACUCAAGAUACUGGCUGGAAACGCUUUUCCAAUCCAUGUGGGAUUACAACGAACACUGUUCCAAUCCUGAAGUGACGUAAGUCAUCACUAUAUGUCUACCCACAUGUCUCCCGAAUAGCGUUAAAAGUACAAGGAUGAGUGUAUUUCUCGGUAGGGCCAGCACAACGUCUUCGACAUUAGCCUAACAUUGUAUUGGGCAUUUCUUAAACACGAUCGCAUAUUCCCAGUAAGUAAGAAGUAUGUUCUACAACAGAUAAAUGUGGAAUCAUACGACAAAUUUCUCUCUCUCAUCUCCUUCAUAAUACUGCAUAUCUAAUAAAUUCUAUUUACAUCGGCAGCCGAGUCAAAACUCGGCGACUCGUCGGUUUAGAGAGGAAAGAGAUCUAAAUAAUGUGGUCAAAAUACCUGUUUUAGCCUUAAAAGCCUCUACAGUUCCGUCCCCUUCCUCUCCCAAAUUAAUCAAAGUGAAUUUCGAAAGAUAGACGGGAUUCCCGGUGCCAUCUGAAUGCACAGUCAAUUUUGAUAUCAGUGACUAAUUGUUACAUCUAAUAAAGUAUCUGAGUAAGACUGCAGUCACCAAAAUGUAUGUCUGGGGAGAAUUCUUGCACUUACUACUGAUCUGUAGGUGCAAAUCUUUUUAUCAGAGCAGCUUUGAAUCGAUCGUGAAGUUCUGAAGAGGGACUUCAGUUACCUCACACCCAUACUCGAUAAUAUUUUCAGGAAGCCUCAAAAUAACAAAGUUAGACCUAAUUUCAUGUGAGUGAUUAAGACAGAGGGCAAAACACGUUUCCACUUGAGAGGACCCUGCGAACGGUCGAUGUGUCCAGAAAUUGUUGUCAUAACUACAGCCUACACAAGAAAUUCGAUUUCAGCAUUCUAUGUGGUAAGUCAUGAUGAAAAAAAUACAUUUAAAUAUGACAAUUAAAGAAUUACACAGGGGCUAACACAAAUGAGAAUAUAGAAACAAUCUGCCGUGCUAAAGCAAAGCAAACUUCAAGCAAUAAAUUUUUAAAAGUGUUUCACACAACCGCUUCCCUUUAUUAGUUUGAAGAGAGAAAGAACGAACAUGUUUGCAGGAUAAUAUGAGCUCUUUUUAUUUUGUGGAUACUCAUCAACUGCAUAUAUCCUAAACAAAAUCAAAUUUUAAGUUUCAGAAAAGUUUUGGAACAUACUUUUUCAUAAAAGUGUGUUUAAACUGAGCUGCAGAUAUGGCACAGAUUCAUCAUUUGGAAAUGUCAGGUUAUGUGCUUAGUAUCUCACGCUAUAGAAACAAGCCUUACUAGAUAAAAUGUGCUAAUGUCACAAUUUAAUCUGUACUUUAUCAAACCUGCAAAUGCUGGUAACAACAUUUGAGUUAAAAAGGUUUGGCUUUUUGAAAGAAAAAUGUUCUACAGAACGACAUGUUUAGAAGACUGAACGUCACAAUAACGUCGAGAGAAGCUUUUAGGAACUUGUCUAACCAGUGUGGCUGAACUAUGAAGUAUAAGGUUGUAUAUGCUACUAGAUUGAAGAAAAGUGUAGAACAGCGUCCAAGCUUAGUCGGAAAAACACAUCAAAAGAAAAAUUUAUAAACCUAAAGCACCCACGAGUGGCGCAGAAGUUUUCCAUAGUCAUAAUUUAACUCAUGCAGUUUUAGCCCUAUUUUUAUUCUGAUUCAGUGAAAGAUGCAUCAAGACUGGCCUUCACUAGGAAGCAGACACUUUAUGCAGUUACUUCGUAGUUCGCUGAAAUAAAGUGAUUCCGUGGAAGUUGGAUGAUGAAUGUCUGACACAUAUAUACACAGAACACGCGUAUUUCAAGUUGGAAAUUGAUAUAUGAGAAUGCUUACUGACUCGUCUUCAAUCUUCAUAACAUUUGUAUUUCCCAAAAAAUAAUUUACAAAAAUCAUCAUAAUUAUCUAAAUACCAUAAUACACAACCAACAAACAAACCAUUAGGUGAUAGGCUGAUUUGGUUGGAUGAUAUUUUUCUCAUCAGAUGGCCAAUGAGUUCAAAAUCCAAUUCAGAAUCAGUAUAAAACUUGCUGAGAUACGAGUGAGAAAUACACUGCUGAUAGACAAAAAGAAAUCAUGAUAUCUUAUUCUGCGUUGUUUGUGGUUUUAUUACUCUUCAGUAAUGCAAGUCGGUUCACUCUGGCUAUAGUCCCAGUACCAACAGUUUACAACAGAGCUUCAACAGCCUGCAACCUAUUGCAUACGCUUACCUACGAACACAACUAUCCAACAUGCUUUAUACUCACAGAUUGCCUGAAAAGAUUUCGACUUCGUCUAGCAACACAACAUCCACCAAUUCCACAGGAAAGUAAAGAGAAAUGUAACAUAAACAAAGUGAAAAUUGAAAUCAUCGAUGGAUGUGAUGAAAAUUCAAAUAAACUGUGGCCAGGUCAUAUGAUGAAUGAAUCAUAUACCGUGAACAUUAAAGAUACAGAAAUCUCUAUAAGUUCCAAAGAGGUUUGGGGUGCACUACGUGCCCUUGAAACUGUACUUCAGAUGGUGUACAAAGAUGAAUUCGGAGGGAAUAUGAUUUUUAAGGGUUCUGUGGAAGAUUCCCCAUUAUUCUUACAUCGUGGAAUUCUCUUAGAUACCGGAAGGAACUUCAUGCCAGUUGAAACUCUACGGAAGAUAAUAGAUAGCAUGGCUAUGGUUAAAAUGAAUGUACUUCACUGGCAUAUCACAGAUGACCAAUCGUUUCCCUUUGUUUCAACCACCUACCCAGAACUGUCAGACAAGGGUGCAUAUCAUCCACAGAUAUGUACAUAUGAUGAAAUAGAAGUGACUGAUCUAUUGGAGUUCGCUCGUCUCCGUGGAGUUCGGAUAAUUCCAGAGUUUGAUACUCCAGCACAUACACUGUCAUGGGGAAAGGCAUAUCCAGACUUACUAACAAAAUGUUAUGAAGGCUCUGAUCCAACUGGACAAUUGGGUCCACUGAAUCCAGCCAAUGAUUCUACAUUUGACUUUUUGAAGAAUUUGUUUACAGAAGUCACCAGCCGAUUUCAUGAUAAUUAUAUUCAUCUUGGAGGCAAUGAGAUAAAUGUUGCCUGUUGGAAUUCGAAUCCAGAAAUAGUUGAAUUCAUGCAAAAAAUGGGAUUUUCUGGUAAAACUUCCCAAUUAGUGAACUAUUACACGUCGAAAGUUGUGGAAACUGUGAAAAGUAUUGGUGACCCAAAAGCCGCCAUUACACCUAUUUUAUAUCAAGAGGUUUUAGAUCACGGAUAUCAGGGUGAUGAAAAUACAGUUAUUCAUGUUUGGAAAACCUCAGACUGGAAAGGAUAUACCAAAAAGGCUACCAAAAAAAAAUUCAAUGUCAUAGUUUCUGGUGAUUGGAAUUUAAAUGAUCUAGGUGAUGAAAAUGAUUGGAUGAAAUACUACAGACAAAAUAUCAUAGAUUUUGGAGGUUCAGUGCAGGAUGCAUCAUUAGUCAUUGGUGGUGAAGCUACAAUGUGGAGCACACGUGUGGAUGAGACCAAUGUGAUCACUCUAGCAUGGUAAGUGCCGUGCAAUCAGCUUUUGUCCACUUAACAAAAUGGUUUAAGUAGAAUUAGGUGGGAGUGAACCAAGUGUAUAUGGUGAUUUUUGGAGUCGACAAGACAACUGGGUGAAAAUGUCCCUUGGAGCAGAAAAUUACAAAGUAGCCCAGUGCUAAGUCUCUGCUAGAAUACGAACAUUCAAUGACAUCCUUUCAGGUUCAGAUGAUAUAGGAUGGACAGAUCGAUGGGACUCCAUUGUUAGCCAAUCAUCGAGCAAAUAUCAGUACUUCUAUGACUGUUUUCAACCUAUCGCAUAUUUUAACAGUCACUAUUUUUGAAUGUUAACUACUAAGGGUGGAGUUGACGGUCCUAUUGAUUUCGAAAUCAAAUGACCAUUACUGAAUUUUCAGGCUAGUUUGACGCUGGCAUCUCUUAGCGUUAUAUUUUUUCAUCAACGAAUGGCACAUCUGGCCAAAUGUCAAAUGAGACGCCUUCGUAUAUACUACAUAGGCGAGACUCAUACAAGAAAUGAUGCAAGGAGACAUCCAGUUUGUGACAGACUGAUUUUUGAAGAGCUUGAUAAAAAGCCCAGAGGUGCUGCUGUAGCUGAAAGAUUAUGGUCGAGAAGCCCUGAGACAAAUGAAAAAUUCUCACAACGAUUGGGUGAACUUCGAUGCAGAAUGCUCUAUAACAACAUAGAAGCCCAUCCAGUCAAUGGUCCAGGUUUCUGCCCAGUUUAAAUUUUGAGAACAUGAACAGACUGGAGAAAGUGAAUGAAGAUUGUUAAUUACUUUUUUGUGUAUUAGAUUUUUAUUGAUUUCUAUUUUAUUAAAAUGAAAUUUCAAAAUAUUUUUAUUAUCCACUGAAAUACACUCUUUUGAAAGAAGUAACUUUUUGCUUUCUGGGUACAGGCUUUGCGAGUUUGCUUUUUACAGCAAAAUGGAUCUUAUCUCAGUACAGCAUUUGUUAGUUGGCGUUGUAUGAAUGAACAUUUAUCAUUGGUCAAUGUAUUCCAUGUCUGACUCACAGCUUCAAUGUCACAGCUUCAUUCGGU
Trichobilharzia regenti is the source of this 7474-nucleotide messenger RNA. Lineage: Eukaryota; Metazoa; Platyhelminthes; Trematoda; Strigeidida; Schistosomatidae. The record is from the annotation of a GenBank genome assembly.